GGGAGGCGGCUGGCUUUAAAUGGGGGCCGUCCGGCGGCUCGCGAUCAGAUUCUGCCUCGGGCGGGGGUAGCGAGCGAGGACCUCUCUUCCCCGCGCCGAAGAUCGGUGGGGGCCGCCGCCAGGCAAGUUCGCCCCGGGAGCGGGAGCCGCGGGCCGAGAUGCUCCUCCGGGAUCUGGUGCUGCGCCGAGGCUGCUGCUGGCCGUCACUGCUGCUGCACUGCGCGCUCCACCCGCUCUGGGGCUUCGUGCAGGUGACGCACGGCGAGCCCCAGAAGUCCUGCUCCAAGGUGACCGACAGCUGUCAACACGUCUGCCAGUGCCGGCCCCCGCCCCCGCUGCCGCCGCCCCCGCCGCCCCCGCCGCCUCCCAGACUCCUCUCCGCCCCGGCUCCCAACGCUACCUCGUGUCCUGCGGAGGAGAGCUGGUGGUCAGGGCUGGUGAUUGUCAUCGCGGUAUGCUGCGCCUCCCUGGUAUUUCUCACUGUGCUUGUCAUCAUCUGCUACAAAGCCAUCAAGAGGAACCAGGCCAUGUAGGCAGCCGUGUGUGCCCAGCUUUUCCUGCACCCAGGCAGAAAGGUGUUUUUCUGGUUUAGCAGGAACCAGAGGUGGCUCAAAGGGGGCCGGGCUGGGUCCCCACCAGCCCCCCUGGCACUCAGGAGCCCCCUGGGGUGCACACUAGGUAGGAAGUCUCUGCAGACUGGAGACCACUGGCAACAGGAGCAGCUCUGCGCUGACCCCUUUCCAGCUGUAUCAUACUGAGAACUAACAUGCACUUAUGGAGCACUUACUGUAUGCCAGAUGCUCCUUGAGGGGCUUGACAUGCAUUAACAUAUUUAAUCCUCCCCAUAGGUCUAUGAAAUGGACCCCGUUAUUGUGCCCGUUUUAUAGACCAGGAAACCGAGGCAUGGUGAGGUUAAGUGACUUGUCCAAAGUUACACAGCUAGAAGGUGGGAGAGCUGGGUUUAGUGAGCCAGACAUCUGCUUCCCAGCCCUUCCGCAGCAUCACCCUGAAGUGCUGUGCUGAGAGAGAGGUUGGGGAUGGGGGUAGGUGUUCAAGACAGAGCAUUGUCCUACUGUAGGUAAAACUCCAAUGUCCACCAGGCUCCAGUGAAUCAUGGAAGGGCUUCGGGGAGUGGGCUGGGGCAGCAGCCCAGGGAGCAGAGUGGCUGACAACUCAGCUCCAUGGGGGAGGGGAGCAGACCAAGUGUGCUUCUCAGGAGAGUCCUUGGGACAGCCCAUUCUCCCCUCGCCCCGCCCAGGCUCUUGGACUGCUCCUGAGAGGUGCUGCGCUAACCAAAAGUUGCCCUCUUUGCUGGAUGGAGCCCCCACUGAGACCCCCUUUCCUGUCUGGGAAGCUGGCUGAGCCAUUGAGAAGGCCCUGGGACUCUCUACUGGUCCUGACCCCAGUGUCCCUCCAGCCGCCGUCCUCUCCACCCAAGUCCCAGGAAUGGGGGUCUCGCAGCCAGCAGCCUGGCUUUAGAAAUGUCCCUUCUCCUCAUGGAGGAAGGAAUACUGCUCAUUUCCUACCCCCUCCCUAAAAAGGGCUGAACUGUGUGCCCUCCAGGCUCUACCCAUCUCCAUUUAAGUUCCAGGACCCCUUCAUCUUGGCAUUAUCUACCCUCAAAGGCCCUUAAGCCUCAUCUCCCCUGUCCUUACCCAUUUCAGUUGACUUUUCAGACCUAGCCCAAGACUGAAUAUUUAUUAGGGAGAAAAGCAGAGAAAUCUUUGGGCCCAGAGAUUUUUGGGGGAAGAGGGGGCAGAGAUUUUUUACUUUAUUUUCUGGAAUUCUGAUUCUGAUGAAAUCCCUCUGUAUUGAUGAUAAAUUUAGGAAUGUCAGUUAAGUCCCUCAGGGGCCUCAUGUUGGGGGCCACACAGGAUCUCACUGUAAGAAAAUGCAACCCACACCCCCAAUUUUCAGGUCAGGUAGAACUCACUGAGUCAGAAUCAAACCCACACAGCAAGGUCAAAAGUACUUGAGGCCCCUGGAAAGGGAUAGGUGGGAGGGAGGAAGGGUAAGAGAAACAGAGGGAGAAAGGCCUGGGGGAGAGGGAGACUCAAAGCCUGUCAUUUCCAGGAGCCCAUCACAAACAAGGCAACUCUUCUGAGCCUUUUCUGAGUUCCAGAAAGUGUCUGUGAGCAUCUAUAGAAAUGGGGUUUGGGGGACCCUAGAACACAGCAUGUGCUGGGUUAAAGCAAAAUGAGACAGGCUUCUGGGAGCAGAGUCUUGAGAACCUAGGGGAAUCUCCAAGAGGAGGGUGGAGGAGGGCCUUCCCAAGGUGAUUGGACUACAGGGCCCAUUUGGGGAUGGAGGGUGGGGGAGGCCCGCUUUAUCAUCAGUAGCAGCAGAAUGGUGAUUCAGUAGAAAGAUGUUUGGAUCAAGACAUGGUAGGAGUGAGUGGUGCUCCAAGCCUCACCACAUACAGGUGGGUGGGGUAGGGGGUGGUCAUCGGGCAAGUCACAGCUUUCCCAAAGCCUCAGCUUCCCUAUGAAAUGAAUCUCGCAACUUCAGGUCUGGCUUCUUCAGGGGACCAUUGUGAGAGGGGACAAGAGUGUGGCUGCUCAUCAUGUUGCCUCUGAACAGGCCUGAUAGUCCCGUCCCCAUGAAACUACUGAUAACCACCUCACAGACCCUCCCUCCCCUCAACUAAUCGCCAACAACCUUAUCCCAUAGGCAUCAAGCUGUCUGCCUACCAGUCCUCCUGCUGGGUUUGGGGAGGCGCUAGGGACAUUUGAGAAGGCUUUCAAUCAAUCCCUAGGCUUUCAACGAUGACCUAAACAUUCAGUUUAGACAACACACAAUGAAGGCCAGUUCAGGCUCAGCCCCAAUGUUUUUGGGGAUACAGGAGGUGACCGAGCUGCCACCUCUUGGGCCUCAGGUCCACCCAAGAGACAGCAGGAUUGUGCCAUGGGGUUGGGCUACACAGCCUAUAUGGUGUGGACCCAUCAGGAGGCUGUGGUCACUCAGGCCUGGGGCUGGGAGCUGAAGUCCUCCUGAAUGACCAAGAGAGGAGGUGGGAUCUGAGCCAGGCCAGAAAGCAGUGCUGCGAAUUCAGAGUCUCAGCAAGUGAGCACAAGCCUUCUCAGAGUUUCCCUCCCAGCCUUCCCCAUGCCCGGCGUGCCUAGGAGGAAUGGCUCCUGGGGUUAUAGGGCCUUUGGAAUGAGCUUCCAAUGAUGCGACGUGAAGUGUUUGAGAACCACGGGUGUGCACUGAUUUAGUUUGGACAUUCACCAUCACUAUCACCACUGUCUCCCUCUCUGCCAUCACCAUGAUGAUCACUGCCAUCCACUAUGCCACCGUUUCUGUUACCGCUGUCAUCACCACCAUCCACCACCAUC
Cervus elaphus (red deer) is the source of this 3335-nucleotide messenger RNA. It is a transcript of the gene PRIMA1, whose product is annotated as proline rich membrane anchor 1. The record is from RefSeq and is a predicted model, not a curated record. Bases 159 to 533 code for a protein of 124 amino acids. The transcript is spliced from 5 exons. NCBI's taxonomy places the organism in Eukaryota, Metazoa, Chordata, Mammalia, Artiodactyla, Cervidae.